Messenger RNA from Larimichthys crocea (large yellow croaker), 3585 nucleotides. RefSeq names its product SRY-box transcription factor 9a (gene sox9a). NCBI's taxonomy places the organism in Eukaryota, Metazoa, Chordata, Actinopteri, Sciaenidae. Gene Ontology annotation, molecular function: RNA polymerase II cis-regulatory region sequence-specific DNA binding; DNA-binding transcription factor activity, RNA polymerase II-specific. Gene Ontology annotation, cellular component: nucleus. Gene Ontology annotation, biological process: morphogenesis of an epithelium; negative regulation of transcription by RNA polymerase II; heart development. The transcript is spliced from 3 exons. Bases 476 to 1975 code for a protein of 499 amino acids. The record is from RefSeq and is a predicted model, not a curated record.
UAGUUUGGCGUCACGUGCUGUCGCCCAAUCAGAAUCGGGCUUUCCGGCAACGCACUUAUAAAGCCCGCGUGCAGAGCCGUUUGCAGUUCAAAGCACUCGCGCGUUCUGGGGAUUGUACUUGGAGACUAGAAAGGAGCACUUUACCGUUUCAUCCUGCAGAGUUGAAAGCAAACUCUUCCCAUCUGGCUUCUUUUUUUUUUUGCCCUUCCUUCAAGCGCGGAUCCGCUUGCAGAAAAAUCAUUCUCGGAGUCUGUCACAAGCUCAUGCGUAAAGACACUCGCUCUCCAAACUCGGUUUUACGCACAGGAGCAAAGGAGAACCAGCUGAAUUUUCUGUGCACUUCUCUCAGUUGAAAGACUUUGAUUAAACUCAUCCUGGCAAGGUAAAGUCUAUUUUAAAAGGCUUUUCCUCUCGCGAGAAAGCAGAAAUAACUCCCCCCGUUUCACGCGUAAUUUGGCACCAAACAGUUUUUCGUAUGAAUCUCCUCGACCCUUACCUGAAGAUGACGGAUGAACAAGACAAGUGUCUCUCUGAUGCCCCGAGCCCGAGCAUGUCCGAGGACUCUGCGGGCUCUCCGUGCCCGUCCGGUUCGGGCUCCGACACCGAGAACACCCGGCCGUCAGAGAACGGGCUCCUCAGAGCGGACGGAGACUUCAAGAAGGACGAGGACGAUAAGUUCCCCGCAUGCAUCCGUGACGCCGUGUCCCAGGUGCUCAAGGGUUACGACUGGACCCUCGUGCCCAUGCCGGUGCGCGUUAACGGAUCUUCUAAGAACAAGCCUCACGUUAAGAGACCGAUGAAUGCCUUCAUGGUGUGGGCGCAGGCUGCGCGGAGGAAGCUGGCGGAUCAGUACCCACACCUGCAUAACGCGGAGCUCAGCAAAACUCUGGGAAAACUCUGGAGACUCCUCAACGAAGGGGAGAAGCGGCCGUUUGUGGAGGAGGCUGAGCGGCUCCGGGUGCAGCACAAGAAGGAUCACCCGGACUACAAAUACCAGCCACGGCGGAGAAAGUCUGUGAAGAACGGACAGAGCGAGUCUGAGGACGGCAGCGAGCAGACUCACAUUUCCCCGAAUGCCAUCUUCAAAGCUCUCCAGCAGGCGGACUCCCCGGCCUCCAGCAUGGGAGAGGUGCACUCUCCGGGUGAGCACUCAGGCUCCCAAGGGCCCCCUACCCCUCCCACCACCCCAAAGACUGAUGUCAGCUCAGGCAAGAUGGACCUAAAGCGCGAAGGUGGCCUCCGCUCUCUGCCUGAUGGCCCCAACGGGCGCCAACUCAACAUCGACUUUCGUGAUGUGGACAUCGGGGAGCUGAGCAGCGAUGUCAUCUCCCACAUCGAGACCUUCGACGUCAAUGAGUUCGACCAGUACCUCCCACCUAAUGGCCACCCCGGCUCUGCUACCGGCCCUGGCAAUGCCACCCCAGUUACCUACACGGGCACCUACAGCAUCAGUAGCGGAGCCCCUGUCAGCCCGCAGGCAGGAGGCGUCGCAGCUUGGAUGGCUAAAAGCCAAAGCCAACAGGGACAGCAGCAGCAGCAGCACACCCUGACUACCUUGGGCAGCAGUGGAGGCUCAGAGGCGGCUCAGGCCCAGCACAGGACCCAGAUCAAGACGGAGCAGCUGAGCCCGAGCCACUACAGCGAGCAGCAGGGCUCCCCGCAGCACGUCACCUACAGCCCCUUCAACCUGCAGCACUACAGCCCCCCUUCCUCCUACCCGGCCAUCUCCAGGGCGCAGCAGUACGACUACUCCGACCACCAGGGGGGCGGCAAUGCAGCCACCGCCUCCUACUACAGCCACGCGGGGGCGGGGCAGGGCUCGGGGCUGUACUCGACUUUCAGCUACAUGAGCAGUCCCAGCCAGAGGCCCAUGUACACACCCAUAGCCGACAACACGGGGGUUCCCUCCAUCCCACAGAGCAGCCCACAGCACUGGGAGCAGGCUCCGGUUUACACCCAGCUCACCAGACCCUGAGCUGCACCGGCAUGAGACUGAGACACCACACACACACACACACAAAAUGACAUGUACAGCCACACAUACACACACACACACACACACAUCGAACACACACAAAACACUUUACCCCAGGGAGAGCUGCUCCCUGAAUCAGACACUUGAAUUGGAAGAAGAGGAGAACGGGACUUGUGAUUGGCUCACGUCGUGCCUUGCUAUUGUAUCUUGAUAGAAACUAUAUAUAUUUUUAGAGAGAUGAAGAGACUUAGAAAAAAUCCUCUGUGAGGAUUGAUUGUUGAUAUUUCAGUAGGUACUGUGUAUGUUUCUUUUUUUUGUUUGGUUUUUUCCCCUUCAUACGCUGGCAGUUUGUAACUCGUGGGGGGUGGGAGGGAGUGGGGAGGGUAAUUAUUUGUACCUGUAGAUAGAAAAACGAAAAAAAAAGCUUUAUAUUUGGAAAAAAAAAAAAAACAGUUCAGCAACUAACCACUCAUGGUAGUGCAGCGUCUGGUUCUCUGUUCGAUUUCAUACGAGGAUUUGUGUUUUUUUUUUUGUUUUGUUUUCGUUGCUUCCUCUUUUCUGUGCCAUUCAGCGAGUAUGGUUUGUAUUUAAGCUUGUUUGAUUUUUUUUCCUCCUUUUCUGAAGUUAUGUGUCAUGAUCAUCGGAGAAGCUUAUUAGGCAAUACAGAAAGGAGAGAUUUGGUUUCACAAUGCUGUGCUGUCCUGACAUGACGGAGGGAGGGGGGGGGACGACUGCGGCCCUUAUCCACCAUCCGUGCCUUGGAUUUUUACAUAUCUCCAACCUUUUUGUAUGUUUGUGUGUGUGUGUGUAUGCAUGUACGUGUGUGUGUGUGUGUGCGCCACAGCUGAGAUUACACUUACCGUCCAACAGCGUGUGUUUGACAGCUACAGGAAGUCACCUUUGACCCCCUUGGGUGUCCCCCAUUCCCCCCCCUCACCGUGUGCAGUCUCCCAACCGAAACCCUUAACCCGCCCCCCUCCCCCUCUUGUCAAAAUCCAGUUUAAAAACUUUAUUUAUUUAUUAGCUUUAAUUUUAUUUCAAAGUAAUUAUUUUGCAUACUAUUCUUAUAACUAAUGAAUCGACUUCUUUGCAGUGUAGACGGCAUAUAAUCCCCCCCCCCCCCCUUUUUUUUUUCUUUAAUUUGAUUUUCAUCCCAGGGGGUACUUAGACAAAAUGGUACAAGCUGUAAUCGUCUUUUUUUUUUCGGGUUUAUUUAUCUUAUGUAAAUGUCUAUUUUAAGUAUGUAUUUGCCUUUUCUUGAGGGUCGGGUGGGAUUAUCUAACGAAAUGUGUACGGAUUAUUUGUUAUUUGUGAAUUUCCUUUAAGUUGGACUUUAAACUAUGGCUGAAAGAACUGGAAAAUGUUAUCUCAAGUUACAAGUUUUUUUCUCUUUUGGCUUUUCUAGGAUGGAUGUUCCAGCGGGAGCAUCCAUCCUCUGCAAGCUCCAUUUCCUUUCUCUCUCUCCCUCUCCCUAUCUCUUUCUCUCAAUAUCAGAAGAACUGACGUUCCCAAUACUCUUUUAUUUCUUCUGUGAUCUCGCCAUGUAUUUGUACUGUCUUUAAAGAAUCUUUUGUAUAUGUAUUUGCAAUAAAAAAUGAAAAUGCUAUUAA